This is a messenger RNA of Cryptomeria japonica (Japanese cedar), 1620 nucleotides long. Its product is annotated as cytochrome P450 71AU50-like. The transcript has 2 exons. Gene Ontology annotation, molecular function: oxidoreductase activity, acting on paired donors, with incorporation or reduction of molecular oxygen; heme binding; iron ion binding. The record is from RefSeq and is a predicted model, not a curated record. The coding region runs from base 1 to 1527 and encodes 508 amino acids. NCBI's taxonomy places the organism in Eukaryota, Viridiplantae, Streptophyta, Pinopsida, Cupressales, Cupressaceae.
AUGGCAUGGCUUGAUUCCCCUGUAGUAGAAUUAUGUUUUCCACUCAUCUUCCUCUGGAUUAUAUACAGAUUCGUGACAAAAAAGAAGAGCAAGAGCAACAGGGGAGAAUUGAGUUUGCCACCAGGGCCACGGCCAUGGCCACUGGUAGGCAAUCUCCAUCUCUUGGGAAGCCUUCCUCAUAAGUCCCUGGCUGAGCUGGCAAAAAAGUACGGGCCCAUCAUGUUCCUACAUCUGGGCUCGGUACCCACGAUUGUGGCCACUUCUCCUGCCAUGGCCAAAGAAUUUCUUAAGACUAAUGAUUUGAUCUUCGCCAAUAGGCCAGCUACAUCAGCCGGCAAGUACAUGGCCUACGAGCGCAGAGACGUGGCGCACGCCCCCUACGGAGAGUACUGGCGCCAGAUGAGAAAGCUGUGCACAAUCGAAUUACUGACAACAAAUAGAACGGAGUCGUUCAGGUGGGUGAGGGAGGAAGAGGUGUCCGCCAUGGUCCGAUCCGUGUGGGAGGAGAGCGAGAAGGGCGUACGCUACGUCAACCUGCGGAAGCCCAUCUCCACUCUCACACUCAACAUUAUCUGCAGAAUGUUUGCAGGCAGAACUUACUUCGACCAUGAACUGGGCGGAGGGGAGUGGUUUGUACAGAUGGUGACUGAAAUUAUGCAUCUCUCGGGAAUAGUUGUUUUGGGAGACUUCAUUCCCUCUCUUGCCUUUCUCGAUUGGCGAGGUUAUUGCCGCCGUAUGCAGGCCGCUCAUAAAAUAUUCGAUGUGUUUGCUGACAAGCUCAUCGAUGAGCACGUUGAGCGGAGAAGGACGAAAAAGUCGGACGAUCAGGACAUUGUGGACGUGAUGCUGGACAUGGCCGAGAGCGAAAGUUCCGAGAUACAAGUCUCACGAGUUCACAUCAAAGCAAUCGUCUUGGAUAUGUUAAGUGCUGGAGUAGACACAUCUGCCACAACUGUAGAAUGGGCAAUGACUGAGCUGCUAAGAAACCCUCAAAUAAUGGCAAGGGCACAAGAAGAGAUUGAAUUAAAGGUUGGGAGAGAUCGCAUCGUAAAAGAGAGUGAUCUAGCAAGCCUCGACUACUUGCGAUGUGUGGUGAAGGAAACUCUUCGAUUACAUCCACCAGGCCCCUUGCUCGUGCCACAUGAGUCCACCCAGGGUUGCAAUGUUGGACGAUACUACAUCCCACCAAAAACAAGGUUGCUGGUGAACGUUUGGGCAAUUGGAAGGGAUGAAAGUGUCUGGGAAGAUCCUUUAGAAUUCAAGCCUGAGAGAUUUAUCGGCUCGAGCAUAGAUGUGAAAGGCCACCACUUCGAAUUGUUGUCUUUCGGAGCAGGAAGGAGAGGAUGCCCUGGCAUUUCCCUGGGGCUUUCUGUUGUUUACUUGGUUCUGGCUCAACUUAUACAUUGCUUUCAUUGGAGUGUGGAGGGCGAUUUGGAUAGGGAUGAAGUGUUCGGAUUGACCCUACCAAAGAAGUUUCCUCUCUCUGCUCUUCCCUCCUGGAGGCUUACUACCGAGGAGCCAAUAUAAUAUUGGAUAUACUUUGGGAUAAAAAAUACUAAUAUAGACAUAUAACCAUCCUCCCAUUGUAAUUGCACCUUUAUGUGGUAUGAGUAACGCAGU